UCCGGUUCAAAGGGUAAAGUUCGCGCACAUUGUUGCGGCGCGGGUAGAUUUUAAUUUGCCAUAGUGAUGAAUGAAAGUUUACUGAAAAACAUCCUUUUUUCAUAACACCUACCCGUUGGACACAUCCGACGAAAUUGUUGUAUUCCUCUGGAACAACAUAUCACUUUGGUUUAAUUUUAUGAUAGAUACCAUAGUCUCCCAUCACCAUGGCUGGGAUUCUAUUUGAGGACAUCUUUGACGUGAAGGAUAUUGAUCCAGAUGGCAAAAAGUUUGACAGAGUGUCACGUCUGCACUGUGAAAGUGAGUCGUUCAAGAUGGACCUCAUAUUGGAUGUGAACAUCCAGAUAUAUCCUGUUGAUCUAGGGGACAAGUUCCGGCUGGUCAUCGCCAGCACGUUAUACGAGGACGGAACGCCGGAUGACGGGGAGUACAACCCCCAGGAUGACCGCCCUUCUAGAGCAGACCAGUUUGACUACGUAAUGUAUGGAAAGGUUUAUAAGAUCGAGGGAGACGAGACCUCCACGGAAGCAGCCACACGCCUCUCGGCCUACGUCUCGUACGGCGGACUCCUGAUGAGGCUCCAGGGAGACGCCAACAACCUCCACGGCUUCGAGGUGGACUCCAGGGUCUACCUGCUCAUGAAGAAACUGGCCUUCUAAGGCAGCCCUGCUGCUGUGGUUUUACCCCGGUCCCCACCGACGCUGAGCCCUCCAGUCCUUUGCGAUGGCCGACGGCUGCCGUGGUGUUGAACUGAACUGUACGCACCCAGACGCCUCAUUCCAACCUCCUCAGAGGGAAGCUCACGCUGUCAUGCUAGCUCAAACUUUAGCCCAGAGGAAACGGGAAGGACGUCAAUUGCUUCAUAUUUUGUUUUUAUUCGGUUACUUAAAUAGUUUUCCAAGGGAUGGAUCGCUUUAGAAAAAAAUGAAUCAAUGGGACAAAAAAAAAUGCAAAUGUCAUCCGCUGUAAAUAAAACAUUUCUUUUUUUUUAUAA
This is a messenger RNA of Gadus chalcogrammus (walleye pollock), 994 nucleotides long. RefSeq names its product RNA polymerase II, I and III subunit H (gene polr2h). The record is from RefSeq and is a predicted model, not a curated record. Gene Ontology annotation, biological process: DNA-templated transcription. Bases 207 to 659 code for a protein of 150 amino acids. The transcript has 6 exons. NCBI's taxonomy places the organism in Eukaryota, Metazoa, Chordata, Actinopteri, Gadiformes, Gadidae. Gene Ontology annotation, molecular function: DNA-directed RNA polymerase activity. Gene Ontology annotation, cellular component: RNA polymerase III complex; RNA polymerase I complex; RNA polymerase II, core complex.